UGAAGAUAAAUAGCAAAUUGUGCAGAUGCUGAUACGUGAUCAUUUUGAAGAGAAAGUGACAGUGGUUUCCAUAGUCGGUAUGGGCGGUUUAGGCAAGACAACACUUGCUCAGUUGGUCUACGGAGAUAAAAAUGUGGAGAGUCACUUCCAACUACGCAUAUGGGUAUGUGUCUCUGAUGAUUUUAAUGUGGCAAAGCUUGCUAGAAACAUCAUGCUCACCGCCUCUGGGAAAUCUUACAAUGAUAAUGAACCCAUGGAGGUGCUACAGCGGGAUCUACGGCAACUCCUGGGGCAGAAGAGGUAUCUCCUUGUCUUGGAUGAUGUUUGGAAUGAAGAUCACCUGAAGUGGGAUGCACUUAGACGUCUGCUUCUUGAUGGUGAAGAAGGAAGCAGAAUUUUAGUAACCACACGCAAUGAGAACUGCUCAACCAUAAUGGGUGCAAAAAAAUCUUAUCUUCUACAGGGUUUAUCAGAAGAAAGGUCCUGGGCUUUGUUCGAAGGCACAUUCACCACAAGUGUAUCAAGACAACCAGACUUCCCAGAGAUUGGUAAAAAGAUUGUUAACAAGUGCAAAGGGUUACCUCUUGCUAUAAAAGUAAUGGGCAGUGUUAUGUGUUCCAAGAGAGAUGAAAGUCAAUGGCAAGCUGUGUUAGAUAAUGAAAUAUGGGAUAUACUACGAGCUAAGGAUGACUUCGGACCUGCAUUAUGGCUAAGCUAUGUUGAUUUGCCCUCUCAAUUGAAGAAAUGUUUUGCCUUCUGUGCCAUAUUCCCAAAAGAUAGUGUGAUUGAAGUAGAUAUGCUGGUUCAAUUUUGGAUGGCUCAAGGGUUUAUUCCAUUCCAAACUAGAAAAGAGACAGAAGUUGAAGGCCGUGAUAUUUUCAGUGAAUUGAUAUGGAGAUCUCUUCUGCAAAAUGUUACUACUAAUAAUUAUGUUGGUGGCACCCAUUAUUAUAGCUCUAAAGGUGGUGGUUGGAAAGUUCCUAGAUUUUGUAAGAUGCAUGAUCUCAUACAUGACCUUGCACAAUUUGUUACUGGAGAUGAGUGCUCCACAUUGCCUGGAAGUAACGAAUUCAAGAAAAUUUCAAAAAGGACCCGUCAUUUCAUAUUAAGUCCUGGUGUAGGAUAUGAUAUGGGUGAUCGCGCCCUUAGUGUUCGCACUGCAUUAUCUGUUGGAACAAACUUCAAUGGAUUGUCAAAGUUGAAGUUGCUCAGAGUGUUAGACAUGUGUUCUGAAUCAAAUGUUGACGAGCUGUCUACAUCAAUACAAUAUUUGCUGCAUCUAAGAUAUCUUGAUCUUUCUGAUACUAAUAUAAGGGAACUACCAGAAUCAAUCUGUAUGCUUGUUAAUUUGCAAACAUUGAAUUUGAAUGGUUGUGAUCUACUUACUAAGCUUCCCAUGAGCAUAGUGUACAUGAACAGUCUUAGACAUCUUCAUCUUAGUAGGUGUCCAGAACUAAAAAUCAUGCCGUUUGGUUUAAGUCGAUUGCGUUGCUUGAAAACAUUGACAAAAUACAUUGUCUCUGAUAAAGCGGGGAACAACUUAGGAGAGUUAAAGCAUUGGAAUCUUGACGGUGAACUUGGGUUGUAUGACCUCCACAAGGUGAAGAAUGCGGAUGAGGCAAAAGAAGCUAAAAUGAGUAGCAGACAAAGCAUUAACUCAUUGUCCUGUCUUGGGGAACAUCAGUGGAAAAUGCAGAACAAGUGUUGGAAGCCCUGA
Molecule: messenger RNA, 1717 nt
Organism: Dioscorea cayenensis subsp. rotundata (Guinea yam)
Lineage: Eukaryota; Viridiplantae; Streptophyta; Magnoliopsida; Dioscoreales; Dioscoreaceae
Product: putative disease resistance protein RGA3
Exons: 1
Coding region: 26-1717 (563 amino acids)
Biological process (GO): defense response to other organism
Molecular function (GO): ADP binding; protein binding
Source: RefSeq, a predicted model, not a curated record